This is a messenger RNA of Acromyrmex echinatior (Panamanian leafcutter ant), 1922 nucleotides long. RefSeq lists its product as uncharacterized. Gene Ontology annotation, biological process: regulation of transcription by RNA polymerase II. Gene Ontology annotation, cellular component: nucleus. Lineage: Eukaryota; Metazoa; Arthropoda; Insecta; Hymenoptera; Formicidae. The record is from RefSeq and is a predicted model, not a curated record.
AAAUAAUUGUUAUUAUUGACAGAGUGAUAAUGUGAGCUGGAAGCGACGACGUAUUUUUGGUGCAUACUCGAGGGCGCGUUUGGUCGGUAAGUGCCGAGAUCCAAGCGUCAGCCCCAUCGAGAAAUCGUGAAAUUUCCGUGUAGGCUUUAUUCAACAAAGACAUAAUUUUUUUCUGUCAAACUUAUCGUCACGAGGAUACAGGUUAUGUGAGCUCUGCGAGUAGAGCGAGUGAGUGAGCUCAUCCUCCCCUUGCUCGCCGUUGUUCGAGGCGAGUCAUCGCAGGAUGGGCCAGGGUACGGAAACGUGCGCUGAUCGGCCCACGGAGGUCAGCGUCAUCAGAUUUGUCUCGCGAAAUCGUACCAUCGAGGAAAUUGCACCGAAAAAGGAAGUAUAUACUUGCAAACAACGAGGUUGUGGUAAGGUGUUCACUAAUCAAGAUGAAUAUAAAACACAUGAGGCACUAGAAGCUUUAAAAAUUCGAUUUAUUUGUCGUGAGCCAGGUUGUGGAGAAGAAUUAUCAGAUCCGGGUAGUAUGUGGAGACAUUAUCAAGAAUGGCAUAAUAAUGAAACAAAUGUCUUUGUAUGUCCAUAUACCAAUUGUGGAUCUUUGCAAUCUACUAGUGGUAAUCUUGAAGAGCAUAUUGAAAGUUGUCAUAGACAACCACCCACACUGCCAAUAGAGCCUGAGAUAAUUUGUUUCGAAGGCCCCGAAAAUGCAAUAGACGAAGAAGUCAUGCAAAAGACUGACGAGGGAUGUUACGAAAAACUGCCAAGUGAAAAUUUUACUAUAAAAGAAGAAUAUGGAAAUAAAGAAGAAAAUUGUUCUAUUAGAAACGAAGCAAAAAUUCAGGUGAAGAACGAGUUUUGUCAUGAGCAAAAGAUUACGAACAGCGAAGACUAUUCGAAUAAUGAAUCUUUGAAUGGUAUGAACAAGUUUUCAAAUAGUGAAGAUUUGCUUAUAAUGAAAGAUAAUUUCUUACGAAAAUACGAUACUGGAACUCCAAAAUGUGAAGAAAUCCUUCAAGUGGAGUGCACGCAGGAUAAGAAUAAUGUGGUUUACAUAAAUAGCGACAUAACUAUUACGAAAAAUAUGAAAAUGGAAAUAUGCAAUUUAAAUUUACGAAAUCAGGAGCAUAGAAUAGAUUUAGGAAAUAUGGAACGAGUUUUUCGAAACGGUCUUGAGCGUGAAAAUUCUUUAAAAAUCGAAGAGAGCUCGAUGGAAACAAAUAGCAAUUGUUCGGAUGACGAGGAGUACACUCCAAAAAAACAACGCAUGUCUAGGUACAAACAAGAAACAUAUAAAUGCGACAUCAAUGGUUGCGGAAAGAAGUACAAAUACAUAUCGCAUUAUCGUCAUCAUCAAGACAGUCAUAAAUUAGUCACAAAUACAAUUAAUUCCAAUAAUGAUAAGCAAAUGCCAAAGGUAAAGCAAGGAAAGGCAUCUACUGUCAGCUUCUUUAUAUGCAAAAUGCCUGGAUGUGGUGCGCAGGUAAACAACGUUACUGGCCUAUGGAAGCAUUAUCAGGACAAUCAUGCCAAUUCCAAGCCGCCGGUUGUACAAACUACCAAAAACAAUGAAGUAUUUCAGUAAAGCUUUUACGAAUCGAUUUUCGUAAUAUUACUCUUGUUGCGAACAGCUCGCACACAUAGCGUAAAUAAUUGUAAUAACCCGUUAUCAGAGGCAAGAUAUUGGAAUGCGAGGCAGAGUUGUACAAACAUUUCGAUCAAGUUUACUCCGAUAAUUCCACCGAGUGACAGGAACGGAAAGACUGGUUAUGGGAGUAGCAUUCGUUUUACUGAGAUAUUGCAAGAGGACGCUACUACCCAGUAGAGAAAUUUUAAGACUGAAUUCAAAGCCAAGCAUAAUAUUAAUUUGAUUACGCCGAAAGUGGCGGCACCACUUAUAAUCUUAAUAGUUAAAA